GAAGCUGACUCAAUUCGGCGUUUGUGCGGUUCUUUAUUUAUGUCAAUUUAUUUUUGCAUUAUUUCGUGAUUUUCUAGAUUAUUUACCUACAUGCGGAGGCUUUGAAGCUGAAGGAAAGAACCUGUCAUCACAGCAUAUCUCACCAUGGCCAAGAACACGGCCAACCACGCAUUCCGCAAGAUCGACGUCGACCAGUACAACGAGGACCUGUACCGUGAGGAGGAGGCCGGCGACGCGGCCAACACUGGCCCCGACGAGGCGCAGCUGCAGCAGCUGCUGUCUGCGGGGAAGAACACGGACGCGCUGCAGUACGUGCUGCAGCAGGCGCCGGCCGGCAGCCGCAGCCAGGCGGCCAAGGACGCCGCCCUGCAGGCGGUGAUGCGCGUCCUAACCGCCUUCCGGACGGCCGAUAUGGAGGCGGCCGUGCGCUCGCUCAGUCCCGACCAGUGCGACCUGCUCAUGAAGUACGUGUACCGCGGCUUCGAGGUGCCCUGCGAGGGCAGCUCUGGCCAGCUGCUGGCGUGGCACGAGCGGCUCUAUGCGGUCGGCGGCGUCGGGUCCAUCGUCCGGGUGCUCACCGAUAGGAAACGAGUGUGAGCGCUGAAUGAGAGCGUGCUGAUCAACUGGAGAUGCAGCCGGCGGCCAGCGGGCCCCGGAAGCCGCUCUGUCUAACAGACUGGAGCUGAGGCACGGGCCGCUCGCUGCACGGCUGGCCCUAGAAGGCUUGGUUCGUAACUUCACCGAGAGGCGGCAUUGCGGGCGGCCGGUCAGAGCCGCCAGAUUUCUGGACUGCUGAGCCGCACAGUGAUGGCGAAUGUAUGGUGACCGGUGGGGUCAAUGCCAAGCCCGAUCGUUCGUGAUUCUGUAGCUCUAAUUGUUAUCUUAUUAUACUGCUUAUAAUGCAUAUGUCAGAAAUCGUGAUUCCUGUGGGUUUUAUACAAUAAACAAUUUGUUUCGGA
Molecule: messenger RNA, 959 nt
Organism: Amphibalanus amphitrite
Lineage: Eukaryota; Metazoa; Arthropoda; Thecostraca; Balanomorpha; Balanidae
Gene: Arpc5
Product: actin-related protein 2/3 complex subunit 5-like
Exons: 4
Coding region: 145-597 (150 amino acids)
Biological process (GO): cell migration; regulation of actin filament polymerization; Arp2/3 complex-mediated actin nucleation
Cellular component (GO): actin cytoskeleton; cytoplasm; Arp2/3 protein complex
Molecular function (GO): actin filament binding
Source: RefSeq, a predicted model, not a curated record